Diversispora eburnea is the source of this 624-nucleotide messenger RNA. The record is from the annotation of a GenBank genome assembly. NCBI's taxonomy places the organism in Eukaryota, Fungi, Glomeromycota, Glomeromycetes, Diversisporales, Diversisporaceae.
AUGCCUCAUAAGAAGAAACCACUGUUUCCAAAAUCAAAGAAAAACAAGAAAGACAUCGAACCAUAUCCUUCCAUAAAAAAAAUUCCAUUCAUAAAAAAAGAUAUUGAAUUUGAUUGUCCACAUCGAGUAAAUACUGGAUCUCCGGAACGAGAUCGUGCAACCAAAUUAAUUUACAAUGCAAUGAUUAAGGCAAUUCCAAAUCCAAAUAAUGUACAAAAGAUAGAUGUUCUAAUUAUUGCUAGUUCUAUUGAACAUAAUAUUUUUCGGAAUUCAACCUGUCUAGUAAAUAAUUAUUAUAAAGAUCAAAUUCGAUCAAGAGUAUUUAAUCUGGCUGACUCUAAUAAUCCCGAAUUUGUUAAUGGUGUGGUAAAUGGUAAAAUUUCUCCAGAGAAUGCGGCUGUGAUGACUGCGGAAGAAAUGGCGUCAAGUGAGAAAAAAAGGAAAAAUGCAAUUGAACUUAAGAAGUUUGAACAAAGAAUUAUUCGUCGAAAACCAGAUUUGAUUCCUAUAAAAUUAGAUGGUGAUGGUUCCUUAGGAACUGCAAUGUUCGGUUGUGGACCAACAGUUUGGAUUGAACGUGAACAAGUAAAUAAAUUCUCUGAUGCAGAUGAAGAUUACGAAUAA